CGAGCCUGACCGUCUGAACGGGAACAAAGACGUUAUAAUAGGAACAGGCAAGAUGCUAAUAGCCAUUGGCGGAGUAGCCGCCAACAGUUGGCCUGACUUGGAUAAUGAGUCAUUGGCCAACUCAUUGGCCAACUCCUGGUCGUAGAGUUGGUUUCAAGGAAACUUCCUAAUGUCAAGACUGGCUCGACCAGGACUUCCGAUUCCGAUGUAAAUUACCAGGCUGGCCCCACCGGCCAGGGUUUCAUGAAGAUCCAACCCUUUCGGACACUUCUGCAGGCAUUGUUGCAGCGCUGACGGCAUUCCGAGCACAAUGAGCGGUUAAUGCUGUUGAUGGCAGCCUAGCCGUCUCCUUUUCUUCUCGUCGGUCUUGUUAUCCUGACAAUUGCAUCUACAGUUCGUAUCCAGAGCCACCAUCCUAACAGCAGACAGACGGUAACAUGCUAUGUAACCCUCUCGACAUGAACUCGGAGAAACCAUCCAAGACUUCUCGGAAGCAGAAGCCUCUCAAGGCUGAGCCCAAGAUUCUGCUUGCCGACACCAUCGGCCAGACGCUAUACGAGCGGCUGCUCCAAGCCCGCCUCGACUGCGCUGCCUCCAUCGCCCAUCUAGCAGCCUUGCACAGCCAAGUGUCGCACAUGGGCCUGCUAGACCCGAGCUACUCCAUCUUUCUCAACACCACCCAUACCGCGGCGCUGUGCUUCAAAGUCCUCCACAAAACCGCCAUCAUCUCGGGCGACCCCAUCAGCCAUGCCACCGACAUCACCUCCCUUCUGUCCGAAUUCCAAACCUACCGCAAAGCCCACCACCUAGGCAUCGCCUUUCUCGGCGCCAGCCCUAUCCUCACGCACUAUGCCCACACCCACCACCAACACUGGACCAUGCUACACUUUGGCAAAGAGCGCGUCCUCAACCCCACCACCAACGCCAUCCUGCACGAACAAACGGGGAAACGUAUUCUUCUACAAACCAAACACCUCCUCAACCCAACAAAAGGCGGCCUCACCUUAGACAUCUAUGUCCCCACAGCCAACAAAGAUAGUGACAAAGAAAGAGACAAAGAAAGAGACAAAGACAAAGACCUCGAACGCUCCCUCCAAUCCAUCUACAAUACCUGGCGUUCUACCCGAAACGCCUCCUCCACCCCACAAGCCUUCAUCACCUCCUACGAUCUCUUCCCCACCUUUCUCCCCUCCCAAAUAACCUACAUCUACGCCCGAAACCCGGUCGGAGAGCCCAUCGCCUUUGCGGCCCUUCGUUAUCUGGGCGGUAAAAAGGGGUAUCACAUUGAUCCCUGCAUUGCGGAUCCUACUGCUCCAAAGGGCACAACUGACCUGUUACUCUUCUCCGCAAUUGCAUUGUGCAGGACAGCGGGGGUAUCCUACCUAAGUAUAGGUUACGAACCCUUCGAUGACCUAGGCGAGGUAAUCGGGCUCCCUGGCCCGUUGGAACGGGUAGCGCGUCGCAUGUACCGAUUCGCAUUUGGACGGUUACCCUUGGCGGGGAAAAAGGCAUACCAUGAUAAAUGGAAGCCCGAUGAGGGGUUAGAAGAUCCUCUAUAUAUAGUCUUCCCUGGGGGUGGGGUACCCGACGUUAGGGGCGUGGUUGCAUUGAUGCAUGUUGCGAAUGUGAAAAUUAGGAGGGUGGUCUUAGGAUAAAGAUGAUAUGGACGGGGUGAGUAGAGAGACAUUUACCAUUCAUCUAGGUUCUAAUGCGUGGGUAUGGUGUAUAGGUCAUCUUCAUGUUUUGCAUGUGUUUGAUUCUCUGUUUAUUUUGUCUCUAUGUAUAAGAACAACCGUUAAUAGCAUGGUAGGAGUGACAUGGAUUGAAAUAUAAAAAAGGAU
Messenger RNA from Aspergillus sclerotioniger CBS 115572, 1841 nucleotides. It is a transcript of the gene ergS, whose product is annotated as protein ergS. The transcript has 2 exons. Gene Ontology annotation, molecular function: aminoacyltransferase activity. Bases 459 to 1655 code for a protein of 398 amino acids. The record is from RefSeq and is a predicted model, not a curated record. Gene Ontology annotation, biological process: phospholipid homeostasis. Lineage: Eukaryota; Fungi; Ascomycota; Eurotiomycetes; Eurotiales; Aspergillaceae.